UUUUUAGUCUCAUCACUGCUUUAGAAAUAAAAUAGGUAUACGACGCGUAAAACGUCUGCGAAAAAGCUUUGUUUUUUAUUGUAAUCGUAAGUGGGCCAACCUGCGUCAAAUAAUAAGUAGUUGUAAUCAAAAUGUUUGUGGUUCAAAGGAUUGUUGAAUGAGUGACACCGGCAGUGAAUCUGAAAUAGAGGAGGCGACUGAGCACACGGCACUCAUGGACGGCCACAUAGCUGAAGCGCGCCCUGAUCGGGAGAUAGCCGAGCGAAUAGCCAGGAAACGAAAGACAAAGUCCGAUAACCAGCAGUCAUAUGGCAGUGUGGAGCGGACUGAAGGUGGCGCUUCUGGAGCGGCUGGCACGUCAGCAUCAAACCCGCCUCCACCACAGCCUCCUGCCGAUGCUCAGAUAGAAGAGUUGGAGCUCAAAUAUGGCGCCCGCCAUGUCAUUAAACUCUUCGUGCCUGUUACUCUGUGCAUGCUCGUCGUUGUCGCCACUAUUUCAUCCAUUAAUUUUUACUCAGUUAAGGAUGUAUAUUUAGCUUAUACACCAUUUCAUGAAGAAAGUCCAUAUGCAGUAACAAAAGUAUGGAAUGCCCUUGCCAACUCAAUGAUCCUGCUGAGUGUGAUUGCCCUCAUGACUGUGCUGCUCAUUGUGCUCUACAAGAAGAGGUGCUACAAGAUCAUCCACGGCUGGCUCAUUCUCUCCUCACUCAUGCUACUGUUUCUGUUCUCAUAUCUGUAUAUUGAAGAAGCAUUAAGAGCAUACAACAUACCUAUGGAUUACAUUACACUGGUGUUUGUAAUGUGGAACUUUGGUGGUAUGGGAAUGAUAGUGAUCCACUGGAAGGGUCCCCUGAGGCUGCAGCAAGCAUACCUGAUCUUCAUAGCGGCGUUAAUGGCGCUCGUAUUCAUCAAGUACUUGCCUGAGUGGACCACUUGGGCUGUUCUAGCUGUUAUAUCAAUAUGGGACCUGAUAGCCGUAUUGACACCAAAGGGACCACUAAGAAUACUGGUGGAGACUGCACAAGAACGAAAUGAACCAAUAUUCCCUGCACUUAUUUAUUCCUCGACGGUGAUGUACUGCCUGGCGGCCACGACGCCGCCGCCGCCAGGUGAGCCGCGCGCGCGGGAGCUGCGCCCUCUACACCCGCACGGCAGGGGCACGGCGGACGAGAGGCGUGCGGCGCGCGAGUCGGGCGGCGCGGGCGACGCGGCCGGCUUCGACGCGGCGUGGCAGGCGCGCGCGCAGCAGCAGCGCCGCCUGCGCGUCGACAGCAGCCAGCCGCCGCGCUACACCACGCGCCUCGAGCGCAGCCCCGCGCCCGCGCAGCAGCCCGCGCUCGACGACGAGGAGAAGGGCGUCAAACUCGGUUUGGGCGACUUCAUAUUCUACAGCGUGCUGGUCGGCAAGGCCAGCUCUUACGGAGACUGGAACACAACACUCGCGUGUUUUGUAGCUAUACUAAUUGGACUGUGCCUAACAUUGUUACUGCUAGCGAUACUCAAGAAGGCGCUACCCGCAUUGCCUAUCUCCAUAACGUUCGGUUUAAUAUUCUACUUCGCAACAAGAUGCGUCGUCAAGCCGUUUGCGGACGCGCUCGCUGCAGAACAAGUGUUUAUUUAGCCACCGCCUAACUUGCUCACGUAUUUAGAUAGACAAGACUUAUUCAUUUAACAUAAACAGAUGUAUAGUGAAAUUAAAACAUACUGUUACGAUUAAUCUCACUUACAAUGAUUAUAAUCAAACGUUUUUACAGAGUAACAGUAGGGCUCAGAUGCCAAAAUUAUUAUGUAAUUGUUCCGAAGUGUACGGAGUCCGAGUGGUGGCGUUCAGAAUGAAAGUAAAGUGUAGAUAUUACGAGAUGGCGCGGAAAGUGAAUUGAAUAUUUAAUGCAAUAAUUGAAUUAGACACCAAUAGUGUUAAUAUUUUCAAUGUACAUAGUAAUAUUUAUUGAAAAUAAAAAGUAUUAUGAAUAGGAUAUGUAACACUUCUUGUAAUUCUCCUUUAUCUUCAUAAAAUAUUUUCUAAUUGGUGUUACUUGGCUUGUUAAAAUAUACAAUGUUUAGCUGGAAAGUCUCUUAGACCAAAAUGGAAGUCUUCUGAAACCUAUAAUAUAUGUAAGUGUGUUAGCAUCUGUUGCGAACGUUUUAGAUAGUUAACAUGUAACAUUCCAUUAAUUAAGUUAUGUGUUAUGUACUUUGCAUCAUGUUAAUAAUCAUUAUUAUGCUCUCUUGCAAUUGCCACCGUAUGUAAAGAGCCAUAACUUUUGUUGUGAUCUUUGUUAAACAACUAUUAAUGUAAACAUAUUAUUCAUAAUAUUUUCGUCGACAAAGUAAAGUAAAAUAAAAUUGAAAAUGGU
Messenger RNA from Trichoplusia ni (cabbage looper), 2357 nucleotides. Its product is annotated as presenilin homolog. Gene Ontology annotation, molecular function: aspartic endopeptidase activity, intramembrane cleaving. The record is from RefSeq and is a predicted model, not a curated record. The transcript has 9 exons. Lineage: Eukaryota; Metazoa; Arthropoda; Insecta; Lepidoptera; Noctuidae. Gene Ontology annotation, biological process: amyloid precursor protein catabolic process; amyloid-beta metabolic process; Notch receptor processing. Bases 158 to 1621 code for a protein of 487 amino acids. Gene Ontology annotation, cellular component: Z disc; membrane raft; mitochondrial inner membrane.